AUGUCCGCAAAUGCUUGGCCCGGGGCCGAUGGCUCCUCCCAGCGGUCCAGCCAACAACUGUCGCAGAAGGAUAUCGUUCUCGACCGACAGAUGAUCAAGCACCUCCUUGGCAGAUACGGACCAGACGAACUCAGCCGCCUCAUCCAGGAGACGACAGGGCCUCAGUCGGACGGCGCAUCCAUCGUGUCUUCUGCACAGUCGUCCAUCCUAUCGGACGACCCCUCGAGCGUCUGGGACACCCAGAGCGUCAGGACCUUUUCUUCCGACGCAUCCUCCAUCACUGGCAGCAUCAUCUCCAAUGUUUCCCGGGGUACAUCCAAGAUUCUAGGUCGACGCAGUCAGAGCAGCAGCAGCAGCGCCGCCGCAGCAGCCCAAGCCCAAGCCCAAGCCCAAGCCCAGGCACAGGCGCAUGUACACGCGGCACAACACGCUGCCCAAGCCCACCAGGAAGAAUCGUGGAAUGACGUGCCCACGUCGUCCGAUACGGCACCCGACGCCGCGUCGAGCACGACGAGCUCAUCGAAGCAGAAGGGGGCCUUUAUGUGCGGCUUUUGCAAGGAGGAGGACAUCACCAAGACGUGCACGCGCAAGAACGACCUGAAGCGCCACAUCGAGGACUUCCACAACGUUAACGCCCAAUGGUUCUGUCGGCACCGCGGCUGUCAGAUGGUCUUUGACUGGCAGGGCGCAUACAAGACGCAUUUGAAGCAGGCUCACGGCGGUUCCAGGAUGUCCUUGGACGAGGCCAAGGUCAACCUGUGCCCCCAGGUCGUCUUCGCGUGCGGCUUCGACAACUGCCUGCAAGUCUUCGAGGCACAGGGCGACACGGAUGCCAGCUCCACGUUCAAGGAGUACGUGAGCCACGUCGUGAAGCACUUCGAUGAAGGAUCCAACAGCGGCGAGUGGACGUACUCGGCCAGGAUACGCAACCUCCUGCGGCAGAGUCAGGUGCAGGCUACCUGGAACGAGUCCAUGUGGAACGAGGCCUCGCGCAACAGCCUGCAAUGGAGCCCCCAGACGUCUGGCAUCUUGAGGAAACGACUGGAGUGCCGCCACAUUGGCGACGUCAAGCUGCUCGUGCAGUACGCCCUCAUGCUCGGCUCCGACCCGGGCACCGCCGUCAAGUUCCGCGAGGACUUUGUCACGCCGGUCGCCGACACGUGCACCCUGCACAUGCCGGGCCACAAGUCACGACAGCCGAGCGUCGCAGCGCCCGAACCGGCCGAUCCGUUCUCGUUCAAGAUAUCGCGCGGCGCGAACCCCGCCCUCGCCGCCUACAUGGCAUCUCAGCGGAGAGUUUACGUGCCCAGACAGCAGCGGGUUGCGAGACCGCCGCAGCUUCACCACCCGCACCAGCAGCAGGUGCAGGUGCCGGCAUCGAACUCGAUGGCCAGUCACUCCCGGCUGUCGCACUCGUCCCACUCGAGUCAUCACGGCCACCAGCAGCAGGGCCACCACGGCAGCCAGAACCACAGCACGCUCGGGCACUUCUUCCAGACGCCGCUGGACUCCUCGUCGAUGUACGACCCGAACGGCAACGCCCAGGCCUUUGGAUCCAGUAGCGGCGCCAUGCACCACGGCGGCAUCAUCGCAGACGACAUGCAGAGUCUGAGGGGCAUGGCAGCAGGCACGCCCGAGUCUUCGGACGUGGAGAUGCAGGACCCGGGCAUGAUGGCAGACUUUUCUUCGCAGUACGCGUCGCACGCGGCCAGUCUCGCAAGCCCGGCCAUCUCGGCCCACACGGACGGCUUCUUCCCGCCGGGGCAGGCUUACUAG
Colletotrichum higginsianum IMI 349063 is the source of this 1776-nucleotide messenger RNA. Its product is annotated as Homeobox and c2h2 transcription. The record is from RefSeq and is a predicted model, not a curated record. The transcript is spliced from 2 exons. Bases 1 to 1776 code for a protein of 591 amino acids. NCBI's taxonomy places the organism in Eukaryota, Fungi, Ascomycota, Sordariomycetes, Glomerellales, Glomerellaceae.